Molecule: messenger RNA, 1514 nt
Organism: Chiloscyllium plagiosum (whitespotted bambooshark)
Lineage: Eukaryota; Metazoa; Chordata; Chondrichthyes; Orectolobiformes; Hemiscylliidae
Product: intelectin-1-like
Molecular function (GO): oligosaccharide binding
Source: RefSeq, a predicted model, not a curated record
AGUGAACAUCAUGAUCCUGUUGCUUUCAAAUGCACCGUAAAAGGAUACUCACCAUCCAGAAGGACAGCUACCAUUUGUUGGUAAUUGCUGUUAAAGCCAUGAGGAGGAACCUCUGAAACACACCAGGAGACUAUCUGGGCCAGAUAUCCAGUGUUUUGGCAACAUUUAUCCCAGAAAAUUCCUGAAGAAUUCUCCUAAAUCAGUCCCCUCACAGAAAAGCUGUUGUGAAGAAAUGAAGGUCAUCCUUCUUCUAUUCCUUGUUAUUGCCAGCACUGAGCAAUCCCCUAUUCAACAUGAAGAUGAAACUCAUGGUUCAAAAGUGGACAAGGGGAAUUUCCAGGUCGUUGGUAACUUCGAGUUGAAAUAUGACGGCUGUAAUGGUAAAUCGAAGCCCCGACACAAUUUCUCAAGGAGCUGUCGGGAACUCAAAGAAAAACAUGACAUCACCCAAGAUGGCAUUCACCGCUUGAUAACCAGUAAUGGUGAAAGCUACCAGGCUUUCUGUGACAUGACCACUGAUGGAGGUGGUUGGACUCUGGUUGCAAGUGUCCAUGAGAACAAUAUACUUGGGAAGUGCACCACUGGGGACCGCUGGUCCAGUCAGCAAGGGAGUAAUAUCAAUUUUCCAGCAGGAGAUGGGUCAUGGUCCAACUACGCGACAUUUGGUUCACCAGAAGGAGCGACAAGUGAUGACCUGAAGAACCCAGGUUACUAUGAUAUAAAGGCCUCAGACAUAGCGAUCUGGCACGUGCCCAAUAACACACCACUGAGCAGCUGGAAAGAUGCAGCAAUUCUCCGCUAUCGCACCGAAACCAACUUCCUAGAAGAAUAUGGAGGAAACUUGCAUCAGCUGUUCCAUCAAUUCCCUGUCGAAUACAACAAAGGGAUAUGCCAAGAAAAUAAUGGACCUUUCUCUCCAAUUCUUUAUGACCUUGGCAAUGAUGCGAAGGUCAAAAGUUUGUAUGGGCCUAAUUCUCAAGCUGAGUUUGAACCAGGAUUUGUCCAAUUCAGGGUUUUUAACAAUGAAAAGGCAGCAAUGGCGAUGUGUUCUGGAGUGAAAUACAAAGGAUGCAAUGCAGAACAUGUCUGUAUUGGGGGUGGAGGAUACUUCCCUGAGGCAUCGCCAAGGCAGUGUGGAGAUUUCACAGCCUUCGACUGGAAUGGGGUUGGCACACAUGUGGGAUGGAGUGCAUCGAAGGAGGUGACAGAGGCUGCAGUGUUGAUCUUUUACCGUUAAUGCAGGCUUCGUCCUCAUUGCAGUCUCUUGUUAGUCCGCUGACAUCUGACUGCUACGCAUUUUAAAUAUUCUCAAAAUUUGUUUGUUGUGGUGAAGUCUUCUGCUUUUUAGGAAAAUACAUUAUUCCAAAGAAAGUGCUGCUUAUAAUGUUUGGCAUUGCAGAAAUAUUAUUAAUAUUUGAUCAUAACAGUGGUUUCUGGCAAUUGUCAUUUCUUAGUACUGAAGUCAAUCCCAUCAGAGUCUUGAAGGGUUCUGAAUAAACUGGAAUUGUAACUUU